AGCUGAUACUUAUUUUAUUGAUAUUCGAAAGCGAAAGCAGAAGCGUAAGAUUUACCUUUUGUAUAUAAAAAUAUUUAGUCAAAUGAUUAUAUUAUAAAUUCAUAAAAAAUAUAUAGGUGAAAUAAAAAUAUUUCUUUAAAUUCAAGAAAAAAUCAUUUAAGAAGUUAUGGAUGAGAAUAAACCUAAUUACCCACCUCCUGAUUAUAAUCAACCUACAUACAUACACGAGGAGACUAGAAAUGGAACAGCAGUUUGCUUUGGCAACGUUUACACUAAUGCAACAAACACUUCACAGAAUUCUAUAAACUUUAUACCACCUGUAUAUACUGGUAAUCCAAUUAAUUUUUCAUUACCUCCGAGUUACCUAAAAUCAGAACCUGCUGUUCAAAUAACUACAGUAAACCUUCCAGCAUCACAAAGUGUACAACGCCAAGCAGUUGAACCAUUACCUUCAUCGUACGCUGCUAUAGCUUGGAUUUCAUGUUUAUGCUGUUUUUGGCCUUUUGGUCUUAUUGCCGUAUACUACUCGAAUAAGGUAAAUUCUGCUCUCAGCAUAGGAGAUCGAGAUAAAGCAAUUUCAGCUUCUAAAAAAGCAAAAGUAUUUUCCAUAAUAUCAAUUGUAAUUGGGGUAAACUUAAUAUGGAUUAUAUAUUUAAUAAACAAGGAAUUGACUCGAUCCGUUACUUAUACGACAUAUAGACAAGGAACUUAUUAUUACAAUUAAAAUAAAGUUAAUGCAAUGCUUCACUUUGUAACAUGUCAUCUCACUUUUUCACAUAAUGUUAUUCAUUUUUUUUAAUUAUCUAAAAUAUUAAUACUAUUUCUUUUGCAUUUUAAUUAGAAAGUUUUCCUCAAUAACACAAAUAUGAAUAUUUAUUUUAUAUAAUCACAAUAGUGUUUAAAUAACUUCGUU
This is a messenger RNA of Hydra vulgaris (swiftwater hydra), 913 nucleotides long. Its product is annotated as trafficking regulator of GLUT4 1. The record is from RefSeq and is a predicted model, not a curated record. NCBI's taxonomy places the organism in Eukaryota, Metazoa, Cnidaria, Hydrozoa, Anthoathecata, Hydridae. Gene Ontology annotation, cellular component: membrane.